CAUUCCAGGAAUAUCUGGCAACUCUGUGCGCUAAAACGUGAGGCGUAUCGUGCGUAAAAUUUCCCAUUACUUUUCGCAAAGAAAGCCCUCCCAUAGACAGCAUAGUGAACUGAAACGUCAACACCAUGUCCGCUACCCAUAAACAGCGGUAUAAAAAUGCCGCACUGGACUCGACAGAAAUGCGUCGCCGCCGCGAGGAAGUUGGCAUCCAGUUGCGAAAAACCAAGCGUGAGCAGCAAUUGUUCAAGCGUCGCAAUGUUGUGCUGGAUUCAUCCCCCACCGGAAUGGAGAGCAGCAACAGCAGCGAGUUGCAGAGCACGGACAUGCAAAUUGCGGACAGUACUACUGGCCAGCAAGGAAUGGGGACACAGUCAUUGGGCCAGGCAGAAGCUGGUGCCGGAACAGGACCGCAACAAUCGAUUAUUAACCAGGAAAUGAUAAAAAUGCUAUACAGCUCAAAGGAGGCCGAUCAACUCGAGGCAACGCAAAAGUUUCGCAAGUUGUUGUCCCGCGAUCCAAAUCCGCCCAUCGAGGAGGUCAUACAGAGAGGCAUAGUGCCCCAGUUUGUAACCUUUUUAAGAAAAAACACCAAUGCCACUCUGCAGUUUGAGGCAGCCUGGACACUGACAAACAUUGCCUCGGGUACCUCGCAUCAAACCAAGAUUGUCAUUGAGGCUGGGGCUGUGCCCAUAUUCAUAGACCUGCUGUCCAGCCCCCACGACGAUGUGCAGGAGCAGGCCGUUUGGGCUCUGGGCAACAUAGCUGGCGACUCCCCCUUGUGCCGUGACCAUCUGCUUAGCUCUGGCAUUAUGCUGCCCCUGUUGCAAGUGUUGAGCUCUUCGGAGCGUAUCACUAUGAUCCGGAAUGCCGUUUGGACACUCUCAAAUUUGUGCCGUGGCAAAAGUCCGCCAGCGGACUUCACUAAAAUAGUUCACGGUCUGCCCAUACUGGCUCGCCUGCUCGAUUACACCGAUGUGGAUGUUCUCAGCGACACAUGCUGGGCCAUCAGCUAUUUGUCCGAUGGACCCAAUGAUAAAAUUCAGGCUGUCAUAGAUGCUGGCGUUUCCCGUCGUUUGGUCGAACUGCUACUGCAUCCCCAGCAGAAUGUCAGCACAGCUGCUUUGAGGGCUGUCGGUAAUAUUGUGACCGGUGAUGAUCAACAGACUCAAAUGAUAUUGAGCUACAAUGCGUUGCCCUGCAUUAGCCACUUGCUCCACUCGACGACGGAGACGAUCAAGAAGGAAUCCUGCUGGACCAUAUCAAAUAUUGCCGCUGGCAAUCGGGAUCAGAUUCAGGCCCUUAUCAAUGCCAACAUAUUCCCACAGUUGAUGACCAUUAUGCAGACGGCCGAGUUCAGGACGCGCAAAGAGGCCGCCUGGGCCAUUACCAAUGCCACCAGCAGUGGCACCUCCGAGCAGAUCAACUAUCUGGUGGAGGUCGGCUGUGUGCCGCCAAUGUGUGAUUUCCUCACUGUUAUCGAUUCGGACAUUGUUCAGGUGGCGCUCAAUGCCCUGGAGAAUAUACUUAAAGCGGGCGAAAAGUACCAGGUCCGACCCAAUCCUUAUGCCAUGGCCAUCGAAGAGUGCGGAGGUUUGGACAAAAUCGAGUAUCUGCAGGCGCACGAGAACCGUGACAUCUACCACAAAUCAUUCUACAUCAUUGAGCAGUACUUUGGAAACGAGGAGGAGGACACUCGUGUGGCUCCUGUGGCGGGAAAUCAACAGUUCGAGUUCAAUCCGCAGAAUAUGCCAGAUAAUGGUUUCAAUUUUUAGUACCAGCAAAAGAUGAUUAUUCAAACUGACAAACAAACAAAAACGCGACAGAAAGGUAGAUGAGAGGGGACAGCAACAGCCGGCACAGUGAUGCUGGCAGGCAGGCAGGCAGGCACAUGUCUAAGUGCAGUCACUACUAGCAUUUAAGUCAAAUUGGUGGUCCGUCAGCGGUCGGCUCAUUUCAUGCUUUUGUUAAGAAUACUCUCUCCCAUGAUGAUUUCGAUUUUGAUUUUGAUUAUGGUUACUUUUAAUUUGCAAACGCAAUUGGUCCAGGACCAUCCAGAAAGUGUUACCCCUAGAUAGCUACAUAGUUUAUUA
This is a messenger RNA of Drosophila miranda, 2090 nucleotides long. It is a transcript of the gene Kap-alpha1, whose product is annotated as importin subunit alpha-7. NCBI's taxonomy places the organism in Eukaryota, Metazoa, Arthropoda, Insecta, Diptera, Drosophilidae. Gene Ontology annotation, molecular function: nuclear import signal receptor activity; protein binding. Gene Ontology annotation, cellular component: cytoplasm; nucleoplasm; nucleus. The coding region runs from base 126 to 1772 and encodes 548 amino acids. Gene Ontology annotation, biological process: NLS-bearing protein import into nucleus. The record is from RefSeq and is a predicted model, not a curated record. The transcript has 6 exons.